AUGUGUGUUCGAUGCAAAUAUCAAGUUACAACAUGCUGUAAUGCUUCUUUUGCAUUGAACCUUUUGAAAGAAACAAAGAAUCUUUAUGAUGUGAUCCUGAUAGAAGCUCAGAUGACUGACAUGGAUUCCAACAAUUUCUUGCAACAUGUUGCACAACAAAUCAAAAUUCCAAUCAUCAUGAUGAGUGUUGACCAAUCAACAAGUCCAAGUCUAGUGAUGAAGGCGGUUGAAAAAGGUGCUUGUGGUUAUUGGAUUAAGCCUUUGAGUGAAGGUCAAAUCAAGAACAUGUGGCAACAUGUUGUAAGAAAAGUUCUGAAAGAAAAUAAUCAGAAUGAUCAUGUUCUUAAAACGUUGAAUGCAAAAGAUGAAAAGCCAAGAAAGAUUAUUAAACUCAUGAAUGUGCCUGGUUUGACAAGGGAGCAAGUUGCUAGUCAUCUACAGUAUUUCAAGCACACUCUCGAUUAUCUUAGAGUUGGAAUGACCUGA
Vicia villosa (hairy vetch) is the source of this 486-nucleotide messenger RNA. Its product is annotated as two-component response regulator ORR26-like. Bases 1 to 486 code for a protein of 161 amino acids. Gene Ontology annotation, molecular function: DNA binding. The transcript has 5 exons. Gene Ontology annotation, biological process: cytokinin-activated signaling pathway; phosphorelay signal transduction system. The record is from RefSeq and is a predicted model, not a curated record. NCBI's taxonomy places the organism in Eukaryota, Viridiplantae, Streptophyta, Magnoliopsida, Fabales, Fabaceae.